Messenger RNA from Penicillium macrosclerotiorum, 4629 nucleotides. Its product is annotated as ATP-binding cassette glutathione S-conjugate transporter YCF1. The transcript has 6 exons. NCBI's taxonomy places the organism in Eukaryota, Fungi, Ascomycota, Eurotiomycetes, Eurotiales, Aspergillaceae. Bases 1 to 4629 code for a protein of 1542 amino acids. Gene Ontology annotation, molecular function: ATP binding; ABC-type transporter activity; ATP hydrolysis activity. Gene Ontology annotation, biological process: transmembrane transport. Gene Ontology annotation, cellular component: membrane. The record is from RefSeq and is a predicted model, not a curated record.
AUGUUGGAUGGCCAUACUCAGAUGGUCCUAGGGGACUCCCAUCUGGGAAGCCUCUCGCCGUCGCGCCUCGUAUCGUCGGAUCCCGCUCAGCGGCAAGCCUUCUGCGGCGACUUGGAGGGCUGGGGCCCUCUCAGUUCGAACGGCUUCCACCUCACAUCUUGCUUCGUCGAUGUCAUCGUCACAGUAGUCGCCAUCUGGGGCUCUUUGGCCGGUGCUGCAGCACUGUAUAUCCUGUUGAAGAAGCGCAUUCCGCAGCCCAUCGCAAAAAAUUGGCACUUCUAUGCCAAGCUGGUUGUUCUCGCUGCCCUGCUCUUUGUUACUGCGUUGCAAGCCGCCUUACAAGUCGAGACCCAACCAAAGGCGUUCUUUACCGACUUCCGUUUCUGGUCCUCACUUUUGACACUUGCAUCUCUGGGGGUCAUCUAUGCCGUGCAGUACUAUGAGCAUUGGCGAAGUCGCCAACCGAAUGGGGUUGUCUUGUUCUAUUGGCUUUUCUUCAUCAUUGCUUAUGCCAUCAAGCUGCAGACGCUCGUCGCACAGCAGGAUUACCUGCAUCGCCUCCCAUACUUUGUUUGCGUCAACAUUAGUCUCGGACUCGCCCUCUUGGAGUUCGUGCUGGAAUAUUUCGUGCCGAAGAAACAAAGUGCCUACGAUGCCCUGGGAGAUGAAGAUGAAUGCCCCUAUAACUAUGCCGACAUCUUCUCAGUUCUGACCUUCAGCUGGAUGACACCAUUGAUGAAAUUCGGAUACAAGAACUACCUCACCCAAGAUGAUUUGUGGAAUCUUCGUCGUCGUGACACCACUCGCGCCACGCUAGAUGACUUGAAUUCCGCCUGGCAGGAGGAGCUCGAGAAGAAGAAGCCGUCCUUAUGGCUGGCUCUCUUCAAGGCAUUUGGCGGCCCUUACCUUCGCGGUGCCAUGAUUAAGUCGGGUAGCGACAUGCUGGCUUUUGUUCAACCGCAGCUGCUGCGAUAUCUGAUUGCCUUCAUUAAUUCGUACCAAUCGCCGGAACCGGAGCCAAUGAUUCGAGGCGUUGCCAUUGCUCUGGCCAUGUUCCUGGUUUCUGUUUGCCAAACCAGCUGUCUUCAUCAAUAUUUCCAGCGAGCUUUUGAUACUGGUAUGCGCGUGAAGUCAUCACUGACCGCUCUUAUUUAUGCAAAGGCACUGCGCCUCUCGAGCGAGGGUCGUGCGACCAAGACUACCGGCGACAUUGUCAAUCACAUGGCCGUCGAUCAGCAGCGCCUUUCGGAUCUGACUCAGUUUGGUACACAGUUGUUGUCCGCUCCGUUCCAGAUCACUCUAUGCAUGGUGUCUCUAUACCAGCUUGUUGGACCGAGCAUGUUCGCCGGUGUGGGUGUUAUGAUUCUGAUGAUCCCACUCAAUGGUGUUAUUGCUCGAAUGAUGAAAAAGUUGCAGAUCAUUCAGAUGAAGAAUAAGGAUUCCCGAACCCGAUUGAUGACGGAGAUUCUCAACAACAUCAAGAGCAUCAAGCUCUAUGCUUGGAAUACCGCUUUCAUGAACAAGCUCAGUCACAUUCGAAAUGAUCUUGAACUCAACACCCUUCGGAAGAUCGGAGCCACUCAGUCCAUUGCGAAUUUUACUUGGCAGUCAACACCCUUCCUUGUGUCUUGCUCGACUUUCACCGUCUUCGUCCUGACAAGUGAUCGCCCUCUGACAACCGAGAUUGUUUUCCCGGCUUUGACCCUUUUCAACCUCCUGACAUUCCCGCUCUCUAUCCUACCCAUGGUCAUCACGUCAGUCAUUGAAUCUUCCGUCGCUGUGAAGCGAUUGAUGGAAUAUUUCACCGCCGAGGAACUGCAAAGCGAUGCUGUUGUCUUCCAAGAUUCAGUGGAACAUGUAGGUGACGAAUCUGUUCGUGUUCGUGAUGCAUCUUUUACCUGGAACCGCCACUCUGGUAUCCCUGUUCUUGAAAAUAUCGAUCUCAGUGCACGCAAGGGCGAGCUCAGCUGUAUUGUUGGUCGUGUCGGAGCUGGCAAGUCUUCUUUGCUUCAAGCCAUGUUGGGCGAGUUGUGGAAGAACCAUGGUGAAGUCACUGUUCGUGGUCGUAUCGCAUAUGUCGCUCAGGCCCCAUGGGUCAUGAAUGCUAGUGUUCGAGAGAACAUUGUAUUCGGACACCGGUGGGACCCAGAUUUCUACGAUCUAACCGUGGAGGCUUGUGCUCUUAUUGAUGAUUUCAAAAUUAUGCCCGAUGGUGAUCAGACUGAAGUUGGCGAGCGUGGUAUUUCUCUCUCUGGAGGCCAAAAGGCACGAUUGACCCUCGCCCGAGCAGUGUAUGCUCGAGCUGAUAUCUAUUUGCUUGACGAUGUCCUAUCGGCUGUGGAUCAGCAUGUUGGACGUCACAUUAUCAACAAGGUGCUGGGAAGCUCAGGUAUCCUGAGUGGAAAGACCCGAAUCCUUGCUACGAAUGCAAUCACGGUUCUCAAAGAAGCCGACUUCAUCGGCCUACUCCGUGAGAAGACUAUUAUCGAAAAGGGUACAUAUGAGCAACUCAUGGCCAUGAAGGGUGAGAUUUUCAAUCUCGUCCGCACGAAUCUUGCUGAGUCAGAUGAGGAGCGCUCUCCAAGUGGAUCGGACGAUGGUCUAGCUAGCCCCGAAAGCUCAGACGAUACCGCGGUGAUUGAGAACGACGAUGGUACAGAUAGUGAAGAUAUUGAGGAGCCUGGCUCUCUUGUCCCCAUUAAGAGUGUCAGCAACCCCCACAGAAGAACCAGCACUGUCACUCUGCGCAGAGCUAGCACAGCAACCUGGCAAGGCCCGCGACGCAAGCUGGGUGACGAAGAGAAUGUCCUCAAGAGCAAGCAAACCCAGGAGACCUCGGAACAAGGCAAAGUGAAAUGGAGUGUCUACGGCGAGUAUGCCAAAAACAGCAACAUUGCCGCCGUCGGCUUCUACCUGUUUGCUCUUGUCGCUGCACAGACUGCUCAGGUGCUCGGCAAUUUCUGGCUGAAGAGCUGGACCGAGCAUAACGAGACCCACGGAUCCAACGACAGUGUGGGUAAAUUCAUUGGUAUUUACCUGGCAUUUGGCUUAGGAUCGUCUCUCCUGGUCAUCGUCCAAAACUUGAUUCUGUGGAUCUUCUGCUCCAUUGAAGCUUCUCGCAAGCUCCAUGAGCGAAUGGCCUUCGCUAUUUUCCGCUCUCCUAUGAACUUCUUUGAAACGACGCCAUCUGGUCGUAUCCUCAACCGAUUUUCCAGCGACAUCUACCGUGUUGAUGAGGUCCUGGCCCGUACUUUCAACAUGCUGUUUGCUAACUCUGCCCGUGCUAUCUUCACCAUGGUUGUUAUUGCGGCAUCCACCCCAGCUUUCUUAAUCCUGGUUAUUCCGCUGAGCUGGGUUUAUCUCAGUUAUCAAAAGUAUUACCUGCGAACCUCUCGUGAGCUGAAGCGUUUGGAUAGUGUCACCCGCAGUCCGAUCUAUGCCCAUUUCCAGGAAUCACUGGGUGGUAUCUCAACCAUCCGCGCAUACCGGCAAGAGAAUCGCUUUGCUCUCGAAAAUGAAUGGCGAAUGGAUGCCAAUCUGCGCGCUUAUUUCCCAUCGAUCAGUGCCAAUCGAUGGCUCGCCGUCCGUCUCGAGUUCAUAGGGUCAAUCAUUAUCCUUGCAUCCGCCAGUCUUGCACUCAUUUCAAUUGCCACUGGCAGCCGUCUCUCGGCUGGUAUGGUUGGUCUGGCCAUGUCCUAUGCCCUCCAGAUCACCCAAUCUUUGAACUGGAUUGUUCGCCAAACCGUGGAGGUCGAGACCAAUAUUGUCUCGGUUGAGCGUGUGCUCGAGUACGCCAACCUCCCUAGUGAGGCGCCCGAGGUUAUCUUCAAGCGUCGACCCGCAACUGGCUGGCCGGCUCAAGGUGCAGUAUCGUUCAAUAACUACAGCACUCGCUACCGUGAGGGUCUUGACCUGGUCUUGAAGGACAUCAAUCUCGACAUCAAGCCCCAUGAGAAGAUCGGUGUCGUUGGUCGAACCGGUGCUGGAAAGAGCUCUUUGACCUUGGCUCUGUUCCGCAUUAUCGAGGGAACAAGCGGUAGCAUCAGUAUUGAUGGGCUCGAUGUGUCUUCAAUCGGCCUGUUCGAUCUCCGUGGCCGCUUGGCUAUUAUUCCCCAGGACCCUGCCAUGUUUGAAGGCACCCUGCGCGACAACUUAGACCCCCGACAUGUCCACGAUGACACAGAACUUUGGAGCGUACUAGACCACGCCAAAUUGAAGGAACAUGUCGCUCAGAUGGAUGGUCAACUGGAUGCCCAAAUCCAAGAAGGAGGAUCUAACCUGAGUCAAGGCCAGCGCCAACUGGUUUCGCUUGCGCGAGCUUUGCUCACGCCUAGCAACAUCCUUGUGCUUGAUGAGGCCACGGCCGCUGUUGAUGUGGAGACGGACGCGUUGCUUCAGCAAACUCUGCGCAGCAGUAUCUUCCAGGACCGGACCAUCAUCACGAUUGCCCACCGUAUCAACACGAUCAUCGACUCAGAUCGCAUCGUCGUUCUCGACAAGGGCCGUGUGGCGGAAUUUGACACCCCCUCGGAGCUUAUCAAGCGGGGAGGUCGCUUCUACGAGCUUGCCAAGGAAGCCGGCUUGCUGGAUAGCGACGGUCUCGCCAGCUCCUCCUCGCAAAUAGCGUAA